Messenger RNA from Spinacia oleracea (spinach), 683 nucleotides. RefSeq names its product protein DMP7-like. Lineage: Eukaryota; Viridiplantae; Streptophyta; Magnoliopsida; Caryophyllales; Amaranthaceae. Gene Ontology annotation, biological process: endomembrane system organization. The coding region runs from base 48 to 683 and encodes 211 amino acids. The transcript has a single exon. The record is from RefSeq and is a predicted model, not a curated record.
CCCCCAUUUUCUUCUGUUUUUUUUUCACCAUUUUCGAUCAUUUCACCAUGGAUAUCAAGAUUGAAAGUGAAGAUAUUGAAGAACAACAAACACAACCUCUUAUAGAAAACGAACAACAACCUAGAAAAGAAGCGAAAACUCGAAGCCAAAAGGCCAUAAGAAAAACAUUGAAAGGCACAUCCCAUUUAUCAAGCCUCCUUCCCUCAGGCUCAAUCCUAAUAUUUGAGAUGUUUUCACCCAUUCUAACAAACCAAGGCCAAUGUGUAACAUUCCAAGCACAAGUCAUGACAUUAUGCCUUAUAACAUUGGUUAGUUUAUCCUGUAUUCUCAUGUGUUUCACAGAUAGUAUUAGAGACGAAAGAGGUAAAGUUCGAUACGGGAUUGCAACAUUUCGAGGGAUAUGGAUUGUUGAUGGUUCUGUAAAACUUAGCUCUGAAGAAGCUGUCAAGUAUCGAAUCGGUGUUAUUGACUUUCUUCAUGCGUUCAUGGGGUUGUUGGUGUUCAUGGCGGUUGCUUUGUUGGAUCAAAAUGUUGUUAAAUGUUUGUUUCCAUUGCCAUCUCAACAAACCAAGGAAAGAGUACUUGUUAUGUUUCCUAUUGGAGUUGCUGUUGUUUGUGGUUUCUUGUUUAUUUGUUUUCCUACCAAACGUAAUACCCUUGUAUCUCCUCUUUCUAAAACCUAA